CUCCCAUUUUACAAUGCUUGUUUUACCAUACCUAAGGAGGAGCACUAGAUUUUCACUCAACUGUUUCCUGUUCUGGACAUCAUAAACUAUAGUUUACAUCUAAAGAAAUUCAGAUCGUUAUGGCGAUGCCUGCUUGAUGCCAGAAUCAGGUGAUGCUCCAGGACAUCCCAACAUGACCUCUAUCGCUAUAGUUUCCAAGGAAACAAGAUUGGACAAAGUUAAACCUCCGAGUCACAGAAAGAUGACAUCAUCAUCACCCACCCACAGCGAUAGCAGCGGCUCCCCCAAACAUGACCGCAACCAGGACAGCUGGGAGAUUGUGGAAGGGCUGAGGGGGGUACCAGCCAGCAUGCAGGAACCAGACAAACAGGAAGGUCUCCUGCUGAAGAGGAGGAAGUGGCCUAUGAAGGGAUGGCACAAGAGGUACUUCGUUCUGGAGAAAGGUAUCCUGACGUACUCGAAACGGGGGACAGAUCUCAAGAAGGGAAAACUGCAUGGCUGUAUCGAUGUGGGUCUGUCUGUUAUGUCAAUCAAGAAGAAGGCCAAGUGCAUAGAUCUGGACACUGAGGACAAUAUCUAUCACCUCAAGGUGAAGUCGCAGGAGCUGUUUAAUGAUUGGGUGUCCAAGCUCCGACAUCAUCGCGUGUUCCGUCAGAACGAGAUCGCCAUGUACCCGCACGAGAGACACCUUAUCCCCUCUCACCCCUGCUCCUCACCCCACGACGCUGCGUCCAUGAGGAAGAAGUUUACUCUCACCAAACAGGCUUCCCUCCACCAGGCUAAGGUCAGCGUGUGGCUCCACUCCUCAGAAGACAUGGAGAAAUGCUGCAGAGAUCUUGAGGAGUGCGAGUCUUACCUGUUGGAGCUUAACCUACUGCUGAAGAGCAUGGAGGUUCUCCAUCGAACUUACUCUGCUCCAGCUAUAAGCGCACUACAGGCCUCCACUUAUGACAUUCCUAAGAAGGAAAAAAGGGGCCCGAGGAGGUGGCGUUCCAAAAACUAUGGUAAAGACGGCAAAGACACCAAAGACAGCAAGUCCAUGCUGCAGGUCCCCAGCUGCAUCUCCUCAUCAGCAUCAGGUCCCCCUCGUUUCCAUGCCUCCAACCCCAACCUCUCUUCCUGUGAGCCCCACAGCCAGGAGGCCUGCCUCGAGUCCCCAGACUCGCCUACAGACGCAUCCCGCCUCCAGGAGGACUUCUGCAGGCUCGCCAAUAACAUUCACUCCACCCUGAAGUCGGCCUACUCCUCUCUGUCAGCAGAGAGAGACAAACUGAGACACACUGUGGACAUGCAGGCUCCGCCCCCUGCACAGGUUAUGGGCCUGAAAAACUCCUACGCCUCAGUAAGCAUGCGAUUGGCUCUGUGUGUGACAGGUGUUAAAUAUUUUAUUGUCUUGUGGGACAAGAGCAUGACAAUCACACUCAUAAUUGUUUAUUCCUCCAAUAAGGACUCUCCAGAUGGUUCCCGCCCUCUUGUUCACCAGGAGUCCAAUGACAGUAGAGGAUCCAUCCCUGAAUCUUUGUCUGAGUUUUUUGAUGCCCAGGAGCACCUUCUCUCUUCCAGCUCUUCUGAGAACGAGGUAUCGGAUGACGACUCGUAUAUCAGUGAUGUCAGCGACAGUGUUUCCAUGGAUACCUUCAGUAACGAAGGAGGCAGUGAAAGACACGACUCAGGUUCUGGGGGUACUGGUUUGCCCCUCCAGCCUCGCCGGCGCUCUGCCCUGCCAGCCCCCAGCCCCAGCACGGGAGGGGUGAGCCUGUGGAACAUCCUCAGGAACAACAUUGGCAAGGACCUGUCCAAGGUGGCCAUGCCCGUUCAGCUGAACGAGCCGCUCAACACCCUGCAGAGGCUGUGCGAGGAGCUGGAGUACAGUGAGCUUCUGGACACGGCCAAUCACACCAAGGACCCCUACCAGCGCAUGGUUUAUGUGGCAACGUUUGCAGUGUCUGCCUACGCGUCGAGCUUCUUCAGAGCGGGGAGUAAACCUUUUAACCCUGUCCUGGGGGAGACGUACGAGUGUGACAGACCAGACAAGGGCUUCAGGUUCAUAGCAGAACAGGUGAGCCAUCACCCACCUGUUUCUGCAUGUCACUGUGAUUCUAAGAACUUCACCUUCUGGCAAGAUGUCCGAUGGAAAAAUAAAUUCUGGGGGAAGUCCAUGGAAAUUGUUCCCAUAGGAACCACCCAUGUCACCUUACCUGCGUUCAAGGACCACUAUGAGUGGAACAAAGUGACUUCCUGUAUCCACAACAUCCUGAGUGGUCAGCGCUGGAUCGAACACUACGGAGAGAUGUCAAUCAAAAACAUGGACAAUGACGUUUGCCAGUGCAAAAUCACCUUUGUCAAGGCAAGAUCUUGGAACUCCACGGUGAACGAGAUAGAAGGCGUGGUCACGGACAAAGAGGGGCGUGUCCUCCAUACCUUAUUUGGGAAGUGGCAUGAGGGCGUGUACCAAGGGGCCCCUCCUUCUGCAACCUGCAUUUGGAGAGCAAACCCUAUGCCAGUGAACCAGGAGCAGUACUAUGGCUUCACCCAGUUUGCAGUGGAGUUGAAUGAGCUGGAACCUGCUGUAAAAGCUCUGCUGCCCCCCACUGACACACGCUUCCGCCUCGACCAGAGGUGUCUGGAGGAGGGGAACGUGGAGGGAGCAGAGGAGCAGAAGCAGAGGAUCGAGCAGCUCCAGAGAGAGAGGAGAAAGGUGCUACAGGACAACAACAUGCUGCAUCAGCCACGCUUCUUCAAGAAAUCCAAGGAUGACACAUGGGUGAGCACCAACACGUACUGGGAGAGGCGGAAGGAUCCGGGAUUCUCCAAGGUGGACUUCCCUGUGUUGUGGUGACUUCACACCACACCCGCCCCACCUUAAACCGCUUCUCAUAGGGAGAGAUCAAAACCCCAGCCUGCGCCUGUGGACUGCUACUGUCCAAUCUGACCCAAUGGUUAACGGCUGCCCUGUGUCAGGGUAACCCAGGCCAAAAAUGGACCUACUUCCUGUUUCAGGGUUGAGUGGAUCCCCUUAAAGCUAAGAGGAGGACUUUUUCAUGAUGUUGUUGCUUAGCUUUCAGGGGUCUUUUUUUCAUUUCAUUCUUUAACACAUUCUUUGUGUUCGUAUGUAGUGUGUACUUUCAUUUUCUUCUUUGCUGGCUCUGAUUGAAAUGUUGUCAUAUCAUAUGUUCUGAUGCAGUCCAGACACCCAUGUGCCUUGUUAUAUAGAGUAAGAAUACUCAGAAAUCAGUUGUAGCAAAAUAUGCUAGCACACUGUUAUUUCCAGAUGUCGUUUUACAACUUUUUGUUAUUUCUAAGUGCCUUGGGGCACUUGUAUGAUAUGAUAUCAUGUCAAGCCUGUUCCUGUGUGAUCCAUGUGGAAGUACACACGGUUCUGAGUGAACACUCUUAUGAUGUCACAAUCCAGACUGUCUCAAUCCUAGUCUCACUACAGUGUGACAGGAUUCGAAGACGUCUAAGAAGAAUGCUGCCUUGUUGAGAUCAGUCAUUAUGAAUGUCGCUGAAAAAUAUAGCAAUAAUACUGUGUCUAAAAUAAAGAUAGGCAAUGCAAAGUAAAA
Hypomesus transpacificus is the source of this 3563-nucleotide messenger RNA. RefSeq names its product oxysterol binding protein-like 3a (gene osbpl3a). The transcript is spliced from 21 exons. Bases 137 to 2839 code for a protein of 900 amino acids. The record is from RefSeq and is a predicted model, not a curated record. Gene Ontology annotation, molecular function: cholesterol binding. Lineage: Eukaryota; Metazoa; Chordata; Actinopteri; Osmeriformes; Osmeridae. Gene Ontology annotation, cellular component: intracellular membrane-bounded organelle; perinuclear endoplasmic reticulum; plasma membrane.